Schistocerca serialis cubense is the source of this 2560-nucleotide messenger RNA. Its product is annotated as proclotting enzyme-like. Gene Ontology annotation, biological process: proteolysis. The record is from RefSeq and is a predicted model, not a curated record. The coding region runs from base 259 to 1794 and encodes 511 amino acids. NCBI's taxonomy places the organism in Eukaryota, Metazoa, Arthropoda, Insecta, Orthoptera, Acrididae. Gene Ontology annotation, molecular function: serine-type endopeptidase activity. The transcript has 8 exons.
CCUCCGUGGUCGGCGCGCUGGCCGUUGCCGGCGGUCAGGUUCCGCAGCGCGCUGCUCGCCUCUGAUUGGCCGCGGGCCGGCCUGUUCCGAGUCACCGGCUCGCCUGUUGCGAAUUCUUCUUUUAAAGACGCGGCGGGGCGUAGGGGCCUACGCCACACUCGGCGGCGUGAUGCCCCAGGGAGAGGUAGCGGUCUCGCGCCGUGGUCGCUGCUAGUAGCACGUAGCACCCAGGGCCGCUCUGUUCUGCCGCGCGGCGCCAUGGCGCUCGCCUCCGCCCCCUCCUGCCCUGCUGCCGCCCGGCUCAUCGUCUCGCUGCUUGUCGUAACCGCGGCGGCGGUGCUCUGCGUCCGAGCCGACGACCACUGGCGAGAGAUCGACGAAGACGACGCCUUCUCAAUAGAAGUGCCCGUGGGCCCGGAGCAGGGGUCGCGACGCGAACGGCGGCAGUUCGGCUGGCCGGGCAUCCUGCCGGUGGGUCCGUGCUUCACCAGCAAGGGCGUGCUCGGCCGCUGCACCAGCUUCCGCCAGUGCUACCCCUACUUCAAGCUGCCCGAGCUCACCAAUUGGGAGACCUGGGUGCUCGGCAUGUACGACACGUGCAGCUACUUCACAGAGAACGGCCGUCAGAUGUUCGGCGUGUGCUGCACGAACCCGGUGACGCCGCGGCCGACGCAGCCGCCGCGGCCGACGCCGCCCACGGAGCCGGUGGUGGCGCCGGAAGAGCCGAGCCCGGCGCCGGGUCCCGUGCCGCCCAACUGGCCGCCGCCGCUGCCGACCCACUCGCCCAACAAUACGAUCCCGCCGCUGCCGACGCACCCGCCGUCGCCCGGCUGGCCCGGCCUGGAGCCGGGCCCGGGCACCACGCAGCCCGUCACGCCGCCCACGCAGCCGACGCGGCCGCCCUGGCAGCCGCCCACGCAGCCCACGAGGCCCACCCGCCCUCCUUGGCAGCCGCCCACGCAGCCGCCGGCCACGCGCCCGCCGACCGCGGCGCCCACGCCCGCAACGACCCCGGCCACGCAACCGCCGGGCGGCGGAGCCGACGGCACAUGUGGCAUCAAAAACGGCUACCAGGACCAGGAGCGCAUCGUCGGCGGACACAACGCCGACCUCGGGGAGUGGCCCUGGAUUGCAGCUCUUUUCAACAGUGGACGGCAAUUCUGUGGAGGCUCCCUCAUUGAUACAACACACAUUCUCACUGCUGCUCACUGUGUCGCUCACAUGAGCUCUUGGGAUGUUGCAAGAGUUACCGUACGUUUAGGCGAUUACAAUAUACGAAUAAAUACAGAAACAAGGCACAUCGAAAAGAAGGUUAAGAGAGUUGUUCGACAUCGUGGUUUUGAUGCUCGUACACUGUAUAAUGAUGUUGCAAUUCUAACAAUGGACUCCCCAGUUACAUACUCAAAGAUGAUUCGCCCUGUCUGUCUACCAACUGGAAGUGCAAAGUAUGAGAGUCAGGAAGCAACUGUAAUUGGCUGGGGAAGUCUUCGUGAAAGUGGCCCACAACCAGCAGUCUUGCAGGAGGUAACAAUACCCAUAUGGACAAAUCGAGAAUGUAAGGCAAAAUAUGGAAAUGCAGCACCUGGUGGUAUAGUGGAACAUUUUCUAUGUGCAGGACAAGCAGGACGUGACUCAUGCAGUGGUGACAGUGGUGGCCCACUCAUGAUUAACAACGGCCGCUGGACACAGGUGGGCAUUGUCAGUUGGGGAAUUGGCUGUGGCAAAGGCCAGUAUCCAGGAGUUUAUACACGUGUCACUCAUUUCAUGCCAUGGAUUACAAAGAAUCUGAAGUAAUGCAGAAAAUGAGAAUGAGGUGGCACAUCUUGCCAUUUUGUGAUGGUAUCAAUAAGUUACAACAAAAACAGUACACAACUGUGCUUCAACUCUUCAAGAUUUACAGUUAUAUUUACGACCUUCACCACUGUAACUAUGCAGUAAAUGAUAAGUACACAACUACAUUUACCAGAAUGAACCAGGUCAAUCCUACUUUAUCAUCAUUACCAGUUUUGGAAACACACAACUGUUAACACUAUGAUCAAAUGCCUGACAUUUUAUAAAAACACUUAGUCAGUUUUCACUGAAGUAGCAUGGUUAAUUCUUUGCGUGUGUUUGCAGUAGGUGUUUUCAAAUGAGAUGUUCCUUUUACAAGCCAUCAGCACUGUGUGCAAUGUUAUUCAGAUGUUUCAUCCUUGAAAACGAUUAAGUAGUCUUAAUUCACUAUGUUUAUUUGACUCUUAUGCAUUCUGGUACAUGGAAAACAAAAAAGGACUACUAUGAUGUGAAACUGUAGCACUUCAGUUAUGCAUUACUUAAUUUUUAAAUCCACAUUUUAUUCUUGCAGCUAGUCAGGCACUUUAUGAUAAAAAGUAGAUGGAAAUAGUUCACUGUGUCGCAUAAUAUUGAAGAGUUCCUGCAAAUUUGUGCCAUUAUUUUCCAUGUUCUCGAAAAGAAUAUUAUAACAUAGAUCUUUAAUAGCUUACUAAAAUCUGUACAAAAUGAUAAAUGACUAUUAGGCUUUGUACAGUGUAUAAAACAUCAAUGUUAAAUAAUGGUACCAUAC